AAGUUUUUUUUUAAGGGUAAAGAGCACUGAGGCUAAAAAAAAAAAACCAAAAAAAAAGCCUGCAGGCUAAUUGAAGACCUAAAUUCAAGACCUGCAGAAGCAUUGGUGCUCGGAGUACAUAUUAUAUGUUGCCAGACAAAGUCCAGUGUCCUUACCUUGGGGCGAGGAGUCCUUCCAGAUCACUGGACUCCCCCCCGUUCUUAACCCGUUUCCGGGCCACUGAUGCUUUCCCUCCCCCUAUUUGUAAUGUUACUGAUGAACAGAGCGGACCUUCUCUAUUCUGUACUUCAGAGGCUGUCGCCAUGCACUGAAGAUGUUCGUAGUAACACUCCAUUCAGAAGAGGCAGCACGCAUGUACUGUCAAGUAAAGCAGAUUACGACAGAACUCCCGUUGAAUUUGUGUUCACUGGUACAACCGGACGGUGCCCCGAAACAGAUGAAAGUACCAGAGAACACGAGCCACAAGUUCAUUUAAUGGUGUACCAGGGAAGAGGGUGGUGGGCUGAUUCCCAGAAGGUCUCUCAGAUGUGUGUAAGAAUUACUGCUAAGGAGUUCUAAGCCAUUUUUGGUAGCUACAGGCCCAGGCCCUGGGGAUGAGGGCCAGAAUGGGAGAAACGGUAGGACCAGUUGAGAUCAGGUAAAGAGGAGUUCAGAUAAACAAGCAAACUGCUAUUGGCACGCUAUGGCUGGUGAUAUUGACAAGAUAAACUGUAGGAAGGAUAAUUUCUCAUCAGAUUGGAGAAAUCUAUUUAUAGCCUGUUUCUCAUUAUAUAAUGAGAAGCUACUAAUGGAGUAGCAGACAACGAUAUGGGUAAUAGCUUACUAACUGUCACUUAAGUGAGUUCAGGGAUGACGGGUUUCUUUCAUGCAUGAAAUACUGAAUACAUUUCUUAAAAUUCAGAUAUGGCAUCAGUUUGUAGUCAUAUCCUAAAGAAAAAUCACAGUGCAGUAUUUUAUUUAUAGUACUAUAUUCUUUGUGAGUGUGUGUGUGUGUGUGUGUAUGCACAUGUGGUACAGGUUGGGGAUGAGUUAUUUGAAAUAUACCUUAAAUCUUCCCUUCAAAUACAAAAUCAAUUUACCUCAACGUCUUACCAGUUCCCUUCCACUAGUCUUUCUUUUUUUUCAAGAAAAUUAAGUGAUAAAAGAUCUACAAGUCAUUAAAGUGGAUUUUGUUGUUUUUAACCUGUCCCUUAUUUUAUUUCCAACUCCUGCCUAAUAAGACAGCUCUCCUACCUGUCUUCAUCUGGAUAAGCUCAUCUUAUUUUUGCCUGAAAUUGUUGUAAAUGCCUAUGUCUAGUAGAUUUGGGGAAACUUGGAUCUCAAUGAGUAAUAGCAUCUCAGUUGUUUAUGAGUGCCAUGGAUUUCUUUUGGCUUGUUUAAAGUUCAAAAGUGUCAGCAAGGUUAGCAACCCAUCUGGGAAUAUAAACGGCAUUUUCACAGGCUGGUGUUGGCUGUCUGCACAAAGAUAAACUGAAUUCUUAAUUACCACUAAAGUAGAUGCUAAUGGAUUUUCCUGUUUUACAGCUUUCAUCUCUAACUUUACCUGUAAGUUUAAGACCCCGACAACUUAGAUUCGGCUUUGCUGUUGGGUCCUCGUGUUUCUUUCUUAAGUCUCAGUGAGAGCUACAGAAUCUCACAAAGGUUCUUCAUCUGGACGGUGUCCCGGGGAGGGCCCCUGAGGAGCCCAGAACUGUAACCCCGGGAGGACCUCACUGCUGGAACUCCCAGGAAUGCCCGGGUUGAUCCUUAAAUAAAAUAAAAAUCUAUCCCGUAAAGGGCUUUCAUGAAGAAAUUAAAGAGAGGAAAUUACAAGUAAUAGAGAAACUAGGAGUUGUACACUGGAGAAGCCACCCAAAAUAACUGGAGUAAGACAAAACGAGUGAAUACAUCUGGAAGAAAUUUUACUUAGUAUGGUAUUUUUGCCCACUUUUUGGUCAUAAAGGCCACUAAGGAAGAAAGAAUAUAGUUUUCUAGAGAAAGAACGAGUGUAAUGUAAAAAUGGAAGCCACAGUUUCUGAAAUUCAAGUCGAAAGCAAGGAUGAGAAGAGACCAACAGAAGUCAGUCCUCAAGAUGAGCGGCAGGAGGAAAAAGCAUCAGUGCUUUGCUUCAAGAGAAGAAAGAAAGCAGCCAAAGAGAUGAAGCCCAAAGCUAGCUCUAAAGCUGCUGGUGCAGCAAGAACGGGUCCCCCAGAGGCGGGAGCUUCUGAUCAGCCCCAGGCCCCAGUGGGGGCCUGGGCGUCAAUCAAACGUCUUGUAAGGCACAGGAAAAGGUCAGAAGCUUCAAAGCAGCAAAAGCCCUUUGAGGCUAAAGUGCAACCUGAAAUCAGUGCCGAGGAUGCUGAUCUUUCUAGGAAAAAGGCAAAAUCCAGACUCAAGAUUCCCUGCAUAAAAUUCUCAAAAGGAGAGAAAAGAAGUAAUUCCAAAAUUAUAGAAGACUCCGACUGCAGCCUCAGAGUCCAGGGAGAGGCCGAACGUUUGGAUACGGAAGCUCCGACCCAAUCCGAUGAGCAGGCAACCACGCCCAAGUUGCCCCAGGAUGUGAGUAAAGCUGUCUCACAGAAAGGGGGCGAUGAGGUCUGUGAGCCAAAUGGGAGCCACAGCACAACGGCACCUGGGGAAAAAGUGAUUGCAGUAGAACUUGGGUUAGACACGGGGCAUUCUGCCAUUCACACAGGAACUCUAGUCAUUGAACGAGAUACUGAAACAACUGAGGAAAAACAAAGCGUUCAACCCCAGCAAGCAAGCCCACUUGAACCUUCAGAAACACAACAGCAACCCCCUUUGGUUUCUGAUGUUCCUCCCUCACCUGCAGUCCCAGAUCAGCAAAUUGUGGAAGAAGCCAAAAGCAAUAUCCUAGAAAGUGGACCAAAUUGGAAACAGCACGAAAGUGGAGAGAUUGUUGCUGAAGAGAGUGAGCCAAAAGAUACUGAACUGAGCCAGGAAUCAGAGCUUAGAGGAAAUGAGGUCACUGCAGAGAAACCAAAACCAGAAGAAAGCAAAAGAAUGGAGCCAAUUGCUAUUAUUAUUACAGACACUGAAAUCAGUGAAUUUGAUGUUAAGAAAUCUAAAAAUGUCCCUAAGCAAUUCUUAAUUUCAAUUGAAAACGAGCAAAUAGGGGUUUUUGCUAAUGAUAGUGGUUUUGAGGGUAGAACUUCAGAACAAUACGAAACACUCUUAAAAGAAACGGCUUCUUCUCUUGUCAAGAAUGCUAUUCAGUUGUCUAUAGAACAGCUGAUUAAUGAAAUGGCCUCUGAUGAUAAUAAAAUAAACAAUCUUCUGCAGUGACUUAAUUUCCAAAUCAUGGGAGGAAAAGAAAAAAAGCUUAAUGCUGAAUUAUUUUACAUACUUGAGGCAUUUCUCUUUCAGUAACAAAUGAGGGAUUUAUCAUCUGUGGAAUUUAAAGGUACAGUUCCAAUCCAGAAGUGCUAAAGAAUUACGUUUAUAAAACCCUUUCUCCCCCAGAGAUGGAGUCACUUCUGGAUCAGAGGAAGCCCAUACAGAUUGCAAUGCACAGUGACAUACAGGGAGGUGUGAAAAUGACAUGUGGAGAUUGGGGUACUUGGGGGAAGGAAGCCGUAUUAAUUGAGCACUUAUGGGAUGACAUAAACUCUUUACUGUUCUCUGAUGUCACAAAGCCUGGUUUCCCUUUGAUAGUUCGAUCCUGUGUAUAGGUUAACAUCACAUUCGAUUUUCAAAGCUUCCCCCCCCCCAGUGCACUUUUAUGUUUAAAAUGGUGAAGAAGGUGAGCUAUUUUUGUCAAUGUGUGAUUUAUAGUUGUUACACUCAUAGGCAGUAGUCUUACCUCAAAAAAAUAUUGCCUUUUCUUAGUUUCAGCAGAAUGUGCAUAUUUGAAUUAAACAUGAGUGUUUUUCUAGUCCUGCUUAAAUACUGUACACAAGCCAUUCACAAUUUACUUCAGACAGGCAAAUAAUUACCAAGUGCAAAGGUGUAGAAACAGGCAGGGCAUCUUCGCUCUCCAUCUUCUGCCUCCAGCAGACCUGUAUAAAUCCAUUUCUGCAUGGGGUCGUCUCCUGAAAAGCUUAAAAACAAAACCUGAAAAGCUAAGCAACAGCAACAGCAGCAACAAAAAGUGAGAUCAUUGUUUUCCAUCCAGGGGAAGGCAAACUGCCCGAGUAACAAAUUAUCACAGAUAACAUAGGAUUCAUCUUGCAGGAUUGCUUCUCCAGAGCCUGUAUUCAUCAACCUCUCCUCAAAGAGGGAACGUGAAUUCAAAGCCUGCCUGGCAGUGAAAGUACUAGGAAAUCAUAAUAACCUGGUGAAAAUAUUGUCCAUUCUUGACCAAGAAGGAGCCAAGUACAUAGUUGAAUAGAAAAAGUAAAAAGUUACUGCUAAAGCACAUUGUAUUUUAAAUGUCAGUAUUCUCUCAUUGUGCCUCUGUGUCGAGAUACCAGUAACAAACAUUUUACAUGGAUUUUGAAAAAUAACUUUUUCAUCAGUAUUUCCAGUCCAGCUAAUCCCUUACAGAAAAAAAAUGAACUUAAUGUAACCAUAAGGGCUUAUUUGCAUUUUAUUCGGUUAUUUAAAUCAUCGAUCUCAUUAAUAAUUACCAUAUUUUUUGAAAAAGUAAUUACAUUUCAAUCUUUCCUUGUGUGAAAUGGCCAUAAUACUACAAUACACUUCCCUACCUCACAGGUAAAGGUUCAAACUGUAGAGUCCCCCACUGUCUAAGUGGCGGCAUUACUCUGAAAGUGGAUGAAGUAUGAAGAGCUCUCCAUUUGAGUUGUAAGGUAUUUGUUAAAGAAUAUUUGUACAUUCUUGGGGAAAAGAGUGUACAUUGGAUGACUGUAAAUGAUCUAGGUGACUUCCAGCAUUAUUACAUAUAGAAAGUAUGUGCUAAUUUGUCCUAUAGAACCUUCUUUGUUUCUUGCUGUGAGUACAUCUUGAGACCUCUGGCAGAAAAACCUAAUCUGACUUUGGAACUGAACCAAAUAAUGGAUAUUAUUAGCAAGAUUCUUUCCUGAGGUGCAAAAUUAUCCCCCCAGACUUUCCUACCUUCAUGCCUAUAACUUUGGGACCAGAAACCCACAAAAAUCCUUCAAUUUAGCAAUGUGAGCGUGGAUUUUCAAAACACAUGACCCAAGAGAUGAAUUUCUUUUAGUGUACAAUUUUUAAACAUUUAAAAAAGACUGCUAAGUCGUUCUCCCUAAAACUCCUCUUUUUCAUUCACUCUCUGUGGUGCUAAUGGACUUGGAUGGCUACCAGCAAAUAUCAGAUCAUAUUUAAAAGUGAACAGUUGUUAAAAACCUGAUCAAAGUUGGUGCAUUUUAACUGUUUUGAAGAAUCCUGUCUUCAUUUACUGCCAGAAUGGCUCAAGUCAAUAUACUUGCAUUGUAAACUUUUUAGUAAUCUCUCAUGAAUGAGCACAGAGCACAGCACUUACCAGUGAUUGAAAGUAUUUUGGAAGGCUUAGGCAUAUUUAUUUGGGAGUUUUAAAAACAGAUACAAGAUAAAUAUGUGUAAUUAUUUUUGUUAAAAUAGCACUUUCUCUAGUCCUAGGUUUCUACCUUUUUUUUUUUCCCCACUAUGAUUUGAUAUAUAUUUUUGGUUAGAAUGUAUUAUAAUUGAUUGUUUCUCUGGUAAGAUGUGUACUCCACUUGCAUUCAUCUUAAUUGGCUUUUCCUUAAUCUUUCCUACUGAGAAUAUCUGGGGAGUUAAAUAAGUAGGAUUCCAGUUUGAAAAAGGAAUCCAGAAAUUAAUUGGUCUCCAUCUAAAUAUACCUGCCACAUGGCCAAAUCCUAUUAAAAGGAAUUCUAAGGUGAUCCAAACUGUAUUGUUGUAGACACAAGCAGGAGUCACAUAACUUGGAAGUCUCUUAUAAAAUAUGUUUCAUUUCAAUAGUGUUUAUUUUAAGCAAUUCGACCUUAUAUGCGAGACAUUAAAUGAAUUUAAGUAGGUUCCUAUUCAAUUCAUAUCCAUUUGACAUGAUUAAAAUGAUCAUUUAAAAGGCAAUUCAAUGACACUACAUUAAUUUUCACUUAAAUGUGCUGUGGUAUAAAUGCUGCUUUUAAUGAACACUUAUUAAUUAGUUGGGAUUCAGUUUGUCUUUGAGUUUAGGAUUUUCCAAGGUGGGUUGGUUUAUUGGAUGCUUGUUAAUUUUUUCGGCACAUUAUCUUCCCCCUUCUAAGAGUCCAGUAUUAUUCACUUCGCUUUACAACCCAGUGAAUAUGAAAACCCUCUUCUAUUUUCUCUAGCACUAUUCACUUAACAUUUUCUCAAAGUACUUUAUAGGGUAUAAAAAUAGUACUGGGUAAUAUCUAAGUGAAGGUAGCAGAAAACAAAAGAACUUUCAAACAGGAAUUAUGUUCCCUGCCUCCUCCUCCACCUCGAAGAAUAAUAAGCAUGUGGCACAAAUGGAGUUCUUCAGAAAAGCUGUCUGCAUAAUUUUCUUUCAAGGCAAUUUCAAGGCAUUUGACAGCACGAAGUUUGUGAUGAUCUUAAUUGGUCUACUAUUUAGUGGAGUCUAAGAAACUCUGAUUUGUUUCUGAGAGAUUAUCUUAUUUCACGAGUAUCUGUGAAAAGCCUUACUGCUAAAGGCCAUUAGUCAUGGGAGGGCACCAGUCAAAUCUGGCUUUUGCAUGCAAUCCAGAGUUAACUUCAUAAAUGUUUAACUUCAAGUUGCCUUAUUUUUUAUAGUUAUGAGUUCAUUUGUGGGGGUGGGGGGUUUCCAGCAGAAUUUUUAAAAUAAUUGUUAGGCUUUAGAACCCCAUUGUUUGGAAAGAUCCUUUUAAUCUCAACUUUAUUCAGAUAUGUAAAGUCUUUCUAAUUUCAUCUGAUACUCAAUACAUCAGGGGUUGACUUUUCUGCCUGCCAUUUCUGAAAAAAAAUUUUUUUUUAAGUCCUCAUUUAUGGUUUCAGGUUCUUUAGGUUCAAAUUCCUAUGAUGUUUCAUCCUGUAACAUAAAGUUUCUUAUUAUGCAGAAUUCAAUCAAUAGUACAUUUUAUGAUACAUUUUUGAAAAAAAGUUCUUGCAAUCCUUAUUUAGUUACAAAAAUUAAACAGAAGGAAGCUCCAUGAAAUUUAGAUGUCCUGAUUAAAUUCAGUUUGGUUCAACAUGUGUUGGGUAUAACAUAUGCCCAACACUGUUUGGUGAAGAAGACGGGCUCCCAGCCCUCCAAGAGCUCAAGCCAGGCAACAGCAACCACAGGAACUGGGGCAGGGAUUAGGGCAAAGAGCCACAGGCAAUGCAGCACCAUGAGUGCCAUAGAGGGGAGAAUAAAGAGACACUGGCUAAUUUGCCCAGUGUGGGGAGGCGGUCAUCUAAAUACAGGGACAGUUUGAAAGCAUUCAGUUUCUAAAUAGUUACACAGUUAUAUUCAUUAUGAUUUGUGAACAGGUGCAGAAAAAAGCCUGCAUAAUGUUACAUAUUUAUAGUAGUUCUUUGUCUGUAAAAAUGUUAAGUGGAUGAUCUAUUAUGAAAGUAAAAGUUCCAUUUUGUAUUUCUCAUUAAAAUUAGUACUAUAGGACUGUGGAUCAGAUGCUAAUAUUAAAGAAAUACUCUGUAGAAAAAAGGUUUUAACCUGAAUUAAUAUAUGUACUGACUAUUAAUAUAGAAUAAAUGUUAUAUUGGCUCAUG
Molecule: messenger RNA, 7593 nt
Organism: Felis catus (domestic cat)
Lineage: Eukaryota; Metazoa; Chordata; Mammalia; Carnivora; Felidae
Gene: AKAP5
Product: A-kinase anchoring protein 5
Exons: 3
Coding region: 1999-3285 (428 amino acids)
Biological process (GO): positive regulation of adenylate cyclase activity
Cellular component (GO): postsynaptic density; plasma membrane; dendritic spine
Molecular function (GO): adenylate cyclase binding; GABA receptor binding; glutamate receptor binding
Source: RefSeq, a predicted model, not a curated record